Molecule: messenger RNA, 1672 nt
Organism: Cryptomeria japonica (Japanese cedar)
Lineage: Eukaryota; Viridiplantae; Streptophyta; Pinopsida; Cupressales; Cupressaceae
Product: putative casein kinase II subunit beta-4
Exons: 6
Coding region: 303-1322 (339 amino acids)
Cellular component (GO): cytoplasm; protein kinase CK2 complex
Molecular function (GO): protein kinase regulator activity
Source: RefSeq, a predicted model, not a curated record
CAAGCAAAUAUUAGAAAAACAAUUUCUAUUUAGCUCAAGAAUCACAUUCGACCACGGGCCAUUGCCGGUCACCGUUGGCACCGGGCUGAGCAAGUGCUGGUGCAACUCGACCCGUUCAUUACAUUACCGUUUAUUAGCGGUGAGAUCGAGGGCUCAGAGAAACCAAAAAAGAAAGGGAAAAUUUUUAACAAAAAUGCAUGGAGAAGCAGCCAGGAAGCAGAUCGGAUCGGAUCUCCCCUUUUUUCACAGCAAAAACCAGUGAAUAAGGAGAAUAAUAAGAUUGGGCAACGAGGGCAGAGGACAUGUACAAAGAGCGGGGUGCAGGAGGGGUUGAAGGCAGAACGGGGGCAUUAAAGUCAGAAGGUGUUGUCCGGGUGGAUCCUCCUUCAGAUCGGAAGAGGAUCAAUGAUGCACUGGAUAAGCAUCUGCAUAGCCUGGACAAGUCCUCACCAUCGACCUCCAAAGGAACCAAUGGUCGCUUGUCUGUUCCCUCCACUUCAUCAGGUCGGAGGGAUUCCCGUAGUGCUGCACUUGACAAGAUAAAUUACACAGAUGAAGCAGUGGAGGAUUCUGAUACAGACAGUGAAGAAUCAGAUGUGAGUGGUUCUGAUGCGGAUGAUACAUCAUGGAUAUCAUGGUUCUGCAAUUUGAGAGGCAAUGAGUUUUUCUGUGAAGUUGAUGAUGAGUACAUUCAGGAUGAUUUCAACCUCUGUGGACUCAGCAGCCAAGUUCCAUAUUAUGAUUAUGCUCUUGACUUGAUUCUGGAUGUGGAAUCAUCCAAUGAUGAUAUAUUAACUGAGGAACAGAAUGAGCUGGUGGAGUCUGCUGCUGAGAUGCUUUAUGGUUUGAUCCAUGUCCGUUAUAUUUUAACAAGCAAGGGGAUGAAUGCUAUGCUGGAGAAGUACAAGAAUACUGAUUUUGGAAGGUGCCCAAGAGUUUACUGUUCAGGUCAGCCUUGUCUCCCAGUGGGGCAGUCAGAUAUUCCACGGACAAGCACAGUGAAAAUUUACUGUCCAAAAUGUGAAGAUGUUUACUAUCCAAGGUCCAAAUAUCAAGGCAGUAUCCUUAAUAAAGAUUGUUUGCCUAUUUUGACAGUUUUCCUUUUGAGAGAAGUGAGUACUUUGAGAUACAGAUAUGUAUCACUAAUGGUAUUAUAUGCCCUCCUAAUUUCCUCAACUAAGACAGAUACUGAUGGGGCAUAUUUUGGAACAACAUUUCCACAUCUCUUUUUGAUGACAUAUGGACAUGUAAAGCCGUCAAAGCCGGUGCAGAGUUAUGUUCCAAAGAUAUUUGGGUUUAAAAUCCACAAAAGUGCAAGAUGAGCCAUUACAGUGCAAUAUUCAAAAUGCAUCCGGGUUUAAAAUCUACAAGAGUGAAGAUGAGCGAGGCAUAAAGGUGUAAAAUGUAGCUGGUUGUGACCAAUAGCUCUUAGCCAUGGGCCUGUACUACACAUUAUUUUCAUUUGAUUUCUUACGAUAUAAGUUUAUUGUGUGUCACCUCCAUUAUUCCCAUGUACAGAAUGGUGAAAUUAUAGAGUAUUUGAAUUUUGAGUUUUGUCUGUUUGAAUUUUACUUCCUAUAUUGUUGAAACAACCUUGGUUUUUCAAAAGGAUCAGUUUCUGAGAAAUUGUUUUCAAACUUUUUUGAGAAUUGGAGAAUAAGAUUCAUGUCAA